This is a messenger RNA of Oncorhynchus masou masou (cherry salmon), 4522 nucleotides long. Its product is annotated as transmembrane protein 121. The coding region runs from base 2450 to 3451 and encodes 333 amino acids. The transcript has 5 exons. The record is from RefSeq and is a predicted model, not a curated record. NCBI's taxonomy places the organism in Eukaryota, Metazoa, Chordata, Actinopteri, Salmoniformes, Salmonidae.
AGGAGCAGCAGCAGGAGGAAGAGAAGGACAAACAACCAAAGGAGUCAGUCAGAGCAGAUAGAGAGGAGAGGCAGUACCAAUUCUAGCAGAGAUGUGGCAGACGGACCAGACUAUGCUGAGGACUGAGAAGACAGAGGAGCUACCGGUCCUGUUGCUCCUGUUGUAACAUCCUGGCAGGAGGAGAGAGAGAAAGGCACCGUGACCAUGAAAGUACCUGGAGUCAGAGACUCAGUGAGAGACAGCCACCUAGACAGCUGAGAGACACACACACAGAGAACACACACAUACACAGAACACACAUACCCACCCAGAACACACAUACACACCCUUUUUCUAUUACAAACACACCGGCCCACGGAUCUGAGGAGGACACUCGCUGCAUUCAAAGGAUUCCCGACAACCCACAGACAGACAGACAGACAGACAGACAGACAGACAGACAGACAGACAGACAAUACGAUUGGCUUUUCGGGGAGAACUAUAUUUUUUAGAGGAUGACAACAAUACGUUGGGACUUGUUGUUCAACAGGAAUAGCUUUUCUUUUGAUGUGGUCGUGAGUGGAGCUUCAAACAAGGAUAAUAUGGCGUAUGUAUAAACUGAAAGGGUCUUUGACCAUUAAGAUAACAUUUCUGAUUCAGUCUGACUGCUAUGUGGAUCAUCACUAGGAUAUUUUGGUAUUUCUCACCAGCUUAAAGACAUAUCCACGACUGUUGGAUUAUUAACAUGAGAGAGAAGCAGCUCUCGGGUUUCUGAUGGAUUAUAGCUGGGCUCUGAACCUAUAACCAGUGGGCUCUAAGGGCUCUGAACCUAUAACCACUGGACUCUGAACCUAUAACCACUGGGCUCCUAACCUCUUCUUUGGACCCCAACACUGGACUCUGAACUCAUAACCACUGGACUCCUAACCACUUCUCUGGACCCCAACACUGGGCUCGGAGGACUCUGAACCUAUAACCACUGGGCUCCUAAACUCUUCUCUGGACCUCAACACAGGACUCUGAACCUACAACCACUGGACUCCUAACCACUUCUCUGGACCUCAACACUGGGCUCGGAGGACUCCGAACCUACAACCUCACCACCACUGGGCUCUGAACAGCUCAAUGGAUGGAAGCUAUCAGCACAAAUGAGCACGAGACAGACAGACACAAGACAGACCGACACAAGUGUCUUUGGCUCAGAGAUGUCUCUGCUUCAGCCUCUCGCCCAGGAUUGAUUGAUCUGUGGAAGUCCUAUUAGUAACCUGGCUGUUGACCAAGAGAGGGGGAGCACCACACUCUAACAGUAACAGCCAACACAGUGGAAGGAGUAACACUCUCUAACAGUAACAGCCAAUACAGGGGAGGGAGUAACACUCUCUAACAGUAAUAUCCAUCACAUGGGAGGGAGUAACACUAACAGUAACAGCCAACACAGGGGAGGGAGCACCUUUCUCUAAUAGCCAGAACACUACAGGGUCUAACAGUAACAGCCAGGAGAGGAGUGAUUGCAAAAAUCACUGAAGCUGGAGACUCAUAUCUCCCUCUCUAACUUUAAGCAUCAGCUGUCAGAGCAGUUUACCAAUCACUGUACCUGUACACAGCCCAUCUGUAAAUAGCACACCCAACUACCUCAUUCCCUUUUAAUUAUUUAUUUUGCACCCCAGUAUCUCUACUUGCACAUCAUCAUCUACAAAUCUAUCACUCCAGUGUUAAUCCUACAUUGUAAUUAUUCCACCACUAUGGCACUAUGUGUUAUUGACCUUACGUUUGUUAAUUCCAUGUGUAACUCUGUGUUGUUGUUUUUGUUGCACUCCUUUUCUUUAUCUUGGCCAGGUCGCAGUUGUAAAUGAGAUCUUGUUCUCAACUGGCCUUCCUGGUAAAAAUAAAGGUUCAAGAUUUUCUUUAAAAAGCCAUGGAGAGGAGCACUACUGUCUAAACUAUCCCCAUACUGGGAGACUAAGGAUCUUUGGUGACUCCUUCCCCCACAACCUCACCAAGUGCAGAACUAUGCAGCAUUACUGUCAAACAGCAGGCAUUGAGAGAGAAACUACUGUCUACUGAAGACCCUCCAAACCCCUCCUCCACAAACCUCCCUCCUGCCCUUCUCCUCCCUCCCUCCUCCACAAAUCUCCUCCUACCCCCUUCUUCCACCUCCCUCCUCUUCCUCCACAAAUCUCCUCCUUCCACCUCCCUCCUCCACAAAUCUCCUAAUCCCUCCCUCCUCCACAAAUAUCCUCCUACCCCCUCCUUCCACCUUCCUCCUCCACAAAUCUCCUAAACCCUCCCUCCUCCACAAAUCUUCUCCUAACCCCUCCUCCCUCCCCCCGUGAAAACCCCAGCCAUGGAGUGGAACAUUUGUUUUAUUUAUUUAACUAGGCAUUACCGUCUACUGUAACAGUCUGUCCUGCCUUUAUUUAGCAGAGGACCACCCUACACUCUCCCUAACAGACCUCCUCCUGCCCCAGUCAUGAUGAUGCCCCCCCCUCCCACCAACCAGCCCCAUAUCUGCCUGUCCACCCUGCUGAUCAUGAGCAGUAUGGCCCUGAUCGAUGCCUAUCUGGUGGAACAGAACCACGGGCCCAGGAAGAUAGGUAUCUGUAUCAUGGUGAUGGUAGGGGACCUCUGCUUCCUCAUCGUGUUGCGGUACGUGGCGGUUUGGGUCGGGGCCGAGGUACGGACCCCCAAGCGAGGCUGUGCCAUGAUACUCUGGUUCCUCUAUAUCUUUGUCCUGGAGAUCAAGGUGUACUUUGUGUACCAGAACUACAAGGCUGACAGGAAGUCUCUGGAUGCUCUGGCCCGUAAGGCCCUGACCCUACUCCUCUCAGUCUGUGUCCCGGUGCUGUUUGUUGGUCUCGUGGCAAUAGACCAUAUGGAGUACGUACAGCCGUUCAAGAAGAAAGAGGAGCUGCGUAACAGGUUAUUCUGGGUGGUGGUGGACCUGCUAGAUAUCCUGGAUAUUCAGGCUAAUCUCUGGGAACCCCUGAAGAAAGGUCUCCCUCUGUGGGCUGAAGGACUGAUGUUCUUCUAUUGUUACAUCUUGUUGCUCGUCCUUCCCUGUGUCUCUCUUAGUGAGAUCUCCAUGCAGGGCAUCAAUAUAGUCCCACACAAGAUGAUGCUAUAUCCUAUCCUCAGCCUGGUCACCAUUAAUAUUUUAACCUUAUUGAUCAGAGGCUGUAACAUGCUGCUGUAUAGGGAUGCCCGGGUCAGUGGGAUCCUGAUAGGGAAGAAUGUGUUAGCUAUCAUACUAAAGACCUGUAGCUUCGUCCAGUACAGGAAGCAGUUACCGAACACUCCUCCUGCUUUCGGGUUGGAACGACAGAGGAACUCUGUACCACAUCACCAUGGUAACCAGGGUCUUGGACGCCCUGUUUCUAUAGUGAUGACCGCUCACCCGCAGGUGAUCCUCCCGGACCAGACAGCCCUGCCCCUCCCUCUGCCAGAGGUCACAACUACAUGUCAACAUACAUGACUGAGACCAGGAUCAUACCAUGUAUGUAUGACCCUCAGGAUAUUAUACACGGGACACACAGGAACAUCUGACUCAAAAUCUACAUGGAUGUACCAAUAUCAUGUAUGACCAUUAGGACUCUACAGGGCAAUGGUCAACAUCAUGUGAAAAACCUUGUAUGGAUAUUAUCACUGAUCAGAGGGACACUUUACACUUCUAAUAAAACAUAAAGCAGUAUAUGGAUAUUGUCACUGAUCAAAGGGACGCAGGAUCCUUAUGGAGUAUAGCGCAGAGACAUGGAGAAUGUUUAUGAAGAACCUUGAUACAAAGAAGAUUAUAAUACCAAUCUGAAUGUAUAUUAUCAUUGGAACACAGUGGAAACUCUCCUUAAGGAUAAUAUGGUGACAUGGACAACACCUUCUAGUGUAAAUAACAGUAUCUCUAGACUCUUAAUAUUUGCCCUGUGGAUUCAGAGAACAGUAUCUCCAGACUCUGCAAAUUAAAGACUUUCCUCUGUGGAUUCAAAUAACAGUAUCUCUGGACUCUGUUAAAGACAACACAUUCUGGUGUAAAGAACAGGAUCUCUAAACUCUGUUAAAGACAACACAUUCUGGUGUAAAAAACAGGAUCUCUAGACUCUGUUAAAGACAACACAUUCUGGUGUAAAGAACAGGAUCUCUAGACUCUGUUAACUUGUUGACGCUACCCAUCCCGGUAGAGGUAUAAUUGUCAUCAGCAACUGCUGAAUAGCAUAGUGCCACAGUCAAAUAAUAUUACUAAAAAAUAUUAAUAUUCAUGAAAUCACAAGUCCAAUAUAGGAAAACACAGUUUAGCCUUUUGUUAAUCCACCUGUCGUCUCAGAUUUUGAAAUGAUGCUUUACAGCGAAAGCAAUCCAAGCAUUUGUGUAAGUUUAUCGAUAAUAUAACAUAACAUUAUGUACACUAAACAUUAAGUAUCUAGGUCACGAAAAUCAGAAAAGCAAUCCAUUUUUUUCAUACCUUUGAUGAUCUUCGGAUGUUUUCACUCACGAGACUCCCAGUUACACAACAAAUGUUCCUUUUGUUCCAUAAAGAUUAUUUUUAUUCCCAAAA